AUGGUCGAGAAAUCUGCCCAAGUUCCGUCGAGGAAGUCCUCAAAAUUCCAGAAAGAGCUGCAAGACAAUUCCAUCGAGCUUGACCCUGCCAUCAACAUUGACGAAUACACUUCUUUCUCGGAACACUUAAAGUCCUCUACUCGGAUUCUUGCGCUUAUUGGCGCUGGCCUAUCCGCUGCAUCUGGCAUUCCCACCUUCCGCGGCGCUGGUGGUUUCUGGAGGGAGCACGAUGUGACCGAUCUCGCGAGUCCCGAGGGCUUCUACAGGAACCCCAGCCUAGUCUGGCAGUUUUACAACUACAGGCGACACCAGGCACUGAAGGCGAUGCCGAAUCGAGCACACGUUGCCCUUGCGAGACUGGCGAAGCAAAAGCCUGGGUUCCUGGCAAUCACGCAGAACAUUGAUGGUCUUUCUGAACAAGCCAACCACCCACCCUCCCAACUCGAGCGCAUCCACGGCUCCCUAUUCGAGAUCCGCUGCACGAACAGAGACUGCGACUUCCAAGAAACCAACUUCACAGACCCCAUCGUCCCCGCUCUGCAGCUGCCAGAAGACCAAGACAUUGGCGACGUCAACUUCCCACUGCGCGAAGUCCCCCGAGAAGAGCUUCCCCACUGUCCGAAAUGCACCGACAGCCUCCUCCGUCCUGGCAUCGUCUUAUUCGGCGAAGCCGUGCCACAGCCCGUGACCGAGCGGAUUGGAGAUUGGCUUGACCAGGGGCAGAUCGAUCUGAUGUUGGCCAUUGGGACGACUGCUAUUGUGUAUCCCGCAGCGGGUUACAUUCAUAUCGCGAGAGUCAACCAUGCGAGGGUUGCGGUGGUGGAUAUGGAGCCGAAGGAUGGGGAUGAUGUUCAGAGGGAGCAGGAUGGCGACUGGUUCUUUCAAGGCGAUGCCUCGGUCAUCGUUCCAGAGUUGCUGAAGGAGGUGAUUGGUCGAGUGCCCUAGGUCAGAGGAUAGCAUAGGAAGAGGGUUAUUGAUGGG
Molecule: messenger RNA, 981 nt
Organism: Mytilinidion resinicola
Lineage: Eukaryota; Fungi; Ascomycota; Dothideomycetes; Mytilinidiales; Mytilinidiaceae
Product: silent information regulator protein Sir2p
Exons: 3
Coding region: 1-945 (314 amino acids)
Molecular function (GO): protein-malonyllysine demalonylase activity; protein-succinyllysine desuccinylase activity; NAD+ binding
Source: RefSeq, a predicted model, not a curated record